GCUGCGCCUCCCGCCGCUGCUACCGCGAGAGGCGGCACAAGAUGAUGAACCUGUGCGCGCUCAAGCUGGCGCGCUUCCGCCAGACGGCGGACCCCUCGCUGCGGCGCUCGGUGCUCGUGUGCAACACGCUGCGCGGCAUCGAGCGCGAGAUGGAGCGCGAGAGCGCCGAGGAGGCGCCCUUCGAGGCGGCGUGCGGCGCCGGCGCCGGCGUGGCGCGCUGCGAGCUGCUGGGCGCGCGCGACCCGGCCGCCGGCCGCGCCACCCCCUUCCCCGCGCCGCCGCCGCCGGACCGCGACUCGGGCUACGGCGACGAGGAGCAGCGCACCAUCGACUGGGGCUCGGUGCUGAGCCUGUCGUCGCGGUCGGCGCUGGACCCGCCCGAGGACGCGUGGCCCGACGACUGGGGCUGGAGCGAGGACAGCUUCGUGCGGCUGCUGGUGCCCACGAGUUAGUGCACGGCGCGCGGGCAGGAGUGGCCCGCGCCCCCGUGAGCGCCUGUGAUACGCCGGCUGCGGCGGCGCGGUGACAGGAGCCGGCGCCGCGGCCUUCUAGUCGGGGGCGCCGCGCCGCCCGGCGCCCGGCUCCUCACAGCGACGCCGAGGCGACGCGACGCAUUCAAGCAGUCAGUAGUUAGUAUUAUAUAAUUGCUAAAGGGAAGGUGCUAGCUUCGGACGUGACGCAGGACUAUGACGCGAGCCGAGUUAUUUUUGAUAGUUUUAUUUUCUUUAAGUGAAUUAUGAACCGGACCUGAAGUGACUUAGCUAAUGACGUUAUUAUCGUUUAAAUUAAAGCUCGGGUGUUUGAAAUUUUUGUUGAAAUUAUUGUGUAAUUAAUUAAUUAGGUAAAAUGCUAUAUUUAUUAUUUCGUUGAAAGGAAACGUGAUAGUUUGAAAUUAUUUCUGUCUUGAUAUUUUCAAUGUAAUCUGAACAACGAGAUGACUAUGAUUGGGUUAUGUUUUAUUGACUGAAAUCCCUUUCGUAGAAGUGUGAUCUUUGUAUAAUUUAAUGAACUAGGUACCUCUUCUGUUUAAGUCACUAAUGUUAUUUCCGUUAACGAGUUAUGAUCAAUAAUGAUGACGAGUAAAGAGCACACCUCUCACGAAUCCGAUUUCUGAAGUACGCAGACGAACAUGUGUGGACAUGUGCCGUGCCGGGCCGGCGCAGGGCCGGGCCGGGCGCGCACGAGCCGUCUCCUAGUACUUAAGCGAUGAACUUUCAAUAGUUACUGGCAGCGUGCAGUGGCAGCAUGUAACUGGAUGUCAAUUAUGUAGCCUUACCAGCUGGGACUAUGAAAGUGUCAUGUGUAUCAGCAGGACCAUGCAUUUGAAUAAUUGGAAUUUGUAUCGCCUGACUGAGCGCCGCCGAGGCUGUACUUAACUACCCUCCUGCAACGGAAUUGCAUACCUAACGUAAAGCUACGCUCCUCGCUCGGAUGCCUCCCGUUGAACGCUUUUACUCACACCUAGUUGUUAAGAACUUUUAUUUAGGCAUACGACUAAUCUUAAAUUCUCAUCGAAUAAUUUAUUUCCUAACUAACCGUGAAUCGCAGUUCCUAAUAAGUAAUAAAACUAUUAGUGAAAACGGUAAUUUAUUUGCAGCGUUAAUUCUAGUUUUUUACUGAAAAGUUCGUCGGGAGGCAUCCGACUCUACCCUUUCAUUCGCAUCGUGAUCCAAAAAUAUGUAUCAAAAAUUGCAUUGAGAUUUGAGACAUCGAAUAACCUAUUGUAGAAAUUGUGAACAAUAGUUGCAACCGGUGUUACAUGGGAGAGUUUAACUGGCCACCGCUCAUGGCGAGCUUUUGUAUUUAAAUAUUGGACAUGGCAAUGAUAAGUUCUCUCAUUAGUAACACCGGGUUGUGAGCAACGCGCGUGAAAUGGCACGUAAUGAAUUUGGUGUCAUCGGGAUUUGUGGCCGGCGCCUUUGUGAUAUGUCCAUUUCGUUCGUACAUUACGGACGAUGGACUCUAGUUUCAUUAGCGAUCGGCAAUUAGCGGCGCCGGCGACUCCCGCGGACGGCGCGGCACUGCAUGGACCAAACAUACCUAGCACGACUUUUAAUAGCAAAGUACAAAUUUCAAUAAAGUAGGAUGCAUUAGUGCUCCGGCGCAUGUUUGUCCACCGUUGUCAAUUACUCAAAUAUUUGAAUUGUGAUUCGGUAGCUAAUGAGAGAAAACUCUAUGUUCUUAAAUUUAGUGUACAUAUUAUAUACGGAGAUGGGCAUUAUGGCGCGGACCCCGCGGCCGUUGUAAAUACAUAUUGUAAAGUAAUAAUUAUAUUGAUAUGAAUGUCGCCGGCGGGCGGCCCGUCGCACCCCGUGUUGUAUCAUACAACCUCUAUUCUGUCCAUAAAUUCAACAAGUACAUAACGGUUUACAAGUUACAUAAUAAUGCAUUUUAAUAUAAGAUGUCACAAAAUCUAUUGCCAGUACAGUUUAUUAAGAUACACGAACAACUUUAGUCAUAUUUGAGUUGUAAACUCGCGCACUGGAUAACUGAAUUCAGCUCAAUCUAUUUUAUUUUACGGUUUAAUUUUGCGUAGAUGUUUUUGUUGAACAUGUCCGUAUGGUUGGUUGUGAUGGUUUACUUAAGUAAGUUAGCGACUCUUCGGCAAACUGCUCUGUUUGACGUAUACCUACUUACAUAUUUACUAUACAUUUGUACUAACGAUUUUGAGUCGUUUUGUGUCCAGCUUCUGUCGCAUGGCUGCGCAAGCGCCAGGUUCUGUUUAUUUGGAGGUACUUAAUGUAUUUAAUUAGUUAAGCUAUCUUUUUUACUCAACCAAAUAUAUUUUCUUACUGUAUUUUAAUGACUGCGCGGCCGUGCGACAGGAGAGGGCUCUCCGAUGCUUGCAAUUAUGUACAAACUAUCAGCUCCCUCAUCCUGUCAUUUUCAUCUUUUUGUAAAUUGUCUUCAAAAUCUAUGCUCAACACGAAUUGUAAUGUUUCUUACCGUUUGUUUCGGUGUAAAAUUGUAUAGAGUUAAGUGAUUGGCACUACUUUAAAUCUACAAUACUCUGAGGUAUAAUUGUUUGUGAUGUCAUACAGUUGCCGGCGCCGCGCGCGCAGCACUCGCUAUGACAGUUCUUUGACUUGUCCGUCUUCUGGCGCCCUCUUCCAAGAAGGGCGGCGGCCACUCAUACGUAACUUUAUAAUUACAUUAUAAUAAGUGUAAUUCCUUAGUGUUUUUCAUUGCCAUUGGUUACCAAAAAUGACAGGAUUUUUAUUGAAACAAUUGUGAAUAUAUUUUAGAAAGAAUACUCUCGUUAGAAAAUUGUGAAACCAAUUUUGAAUAACGAUACUUGCACAUCGAAUUGUUGAAUCGUUCCUCAUGUUACGAGUUAUUCAAAAUUGUUUCUCUAAUUGUCUAAUGUAAGUUAAAUAAUUGUAAUAUAUUAUUGUUUAAGCUGUUGUGUCGAAAAUAACAAGAACAGGAAUAAUUUUGUGAAACAAUGGCACAAAGAAUGAACAUAAAUAUUAUAUAUAUUAUAGAAACAGAAAUGUGGCUAUAAGAGCAAUUUUUAUAAUAAAUAUUUACUGUUGAAGAA
Molecule: messenger RNA, 3541 nt
Organism: Ostrinia nubilalis (European corn borer)
Lineage: Eukaryota; Metazoa; Arthropoda; Insecta; Lepidoptera; Crambidae
Gene: tara
Exons: 1
Coding region: 42-452 (136 amino acids)
Cellular component (GO): nucleus
Molecular function (GO): transcription regulator activity
Source: RefSeq, a predicted model, not a curated record